CUGCGUCAUGUCGACGUCACACAGCGCACAAGGGAAGUUACCCAGGGGGAGCGAUUUCUCCAAGGGGCGACGUUCAAGAAAAACAAGUCGGUUCCGACCCAAAGAAUGACCACCCAACUCUAGAUGAUUCUAAAAGGGGACACACUCCCUUCUCCCAGACUGUAUGAUCCUCUCAUCAACCGAGAAAGAGUAGGGAUUAAUUCUCUGGGCUUAAUCAGGGACCAGCAUACGGGCCACAAAUGGAGAAAGAGAAGCCUCUGGCCUUGGGGCUUGGUUCUUGAGGGGACCAGCGUGACGGGGGUGAACGGGGCAUCUUUGGAACGGAGGCCUUCUCUGAAGGAAGAGGAGGCGAGCCCUCUGGCCACAUUUAAACCAAGGUUCUCAGCGUCACCUGUGCGACUCGGGAUCCAACCUCCCCGCACCAGCCCCAGUCCAGUCUUACUUCUCGUUUGCCAAAAACUGGAGAAACCAUCCACGGACAUAAGUUUUUUAUUGGCUUUGGAGGGAAAGGUGCCAACCAGUGUGUUCAAGCUGCUAGACUUGGAGCACAGACGUCCAUGGUGUGCAAGGUUGGCAAAGAUUCUUUUGGCAAUGAUUAUAUAGAAAACUUAAAACAGAAUGAUAUUUCUACAGAAUUUGCAUAUCAGACUAAAGAUGCUGCUACAGGAGCUGCUUCUAUAAUUGUCAAUAAUGAAGGUCAGAAUAUCAUUGUCAUAGUGGCUGGAGCAAAUUUACUUUUGAAUACUGAAGACCUGAGAAAAGCAGCUCAUGUCAUCGGCAGAGCCAAAGUAUUAGUCUGCCAGCUAGAAAUAACUCCAGCAACUUCUUUGGAAGCACUGAUAAUGGCCCGCAGCAAUGGAGUGAAAACGUUGUUCAACCCAGCGCCUGCCAUGGCUGACCUGGAUCCCCGGUUCUACACCCUCUCAGAUGUGUUCUGCUGCAAUGAAAGUGAGGCUGAGAUUUUAACUGGCCUCGCUGUCAGCAGUCCUGCAAAUGCAGAGAAGGCCGCAUUAGUGCUCCAGGAAAGGGGCUGCCAGGCCGUCAUCAUCACCUUAGGGGCAGAAGGAUGCGUGAUGCUGUCCCAGACAGAACCUGUCCCAAAACACAUUCCUACAGAGAAAGUCAAAGCUGUGGAUACCACGGGUGCUGGUGACAGUUUUGUGGGAGCUCUGGCCUUCUACCUGGCCUACUACCCAAAUUUGUCCUUGGAAGAAAUGAUCAAGAGAUCUAACUACAUUGCUGCAGUCAGCGUCCAGGCUGUAGGAACACAGUCAUCUUACCCGUACAAAAAAGACCUCCCUCUGACUCUGUUUUGAUUGUUAUUGAUCCCAAAAUAAAUAUACCUGGAAAUAAAAUGUACUUGGGCGUGGCCCCUUAUAGAAAACACUUACUAGAAAAUGUUCCCUUUCCUUGCAAAUAAUCAUCUCCAUUUAUUAAAAGUCAUUCUCAAGCUGUCA
Messenger RNA from Tupaia belangeri chinensis (Chinese tree shrew), 1457 nucleotides. It is a transcript of the gene RBKS, whose product is annotated as ribokinase. Gene Ontology annotation, molecular function: ribokinase activity. The transcript has 8 exons. NCBI's taxonomy places the organism in Eukaryota, Metazoa, Chordata, Mammalia, Scandentia, Tupaiidae. The record is from RefSeq and is a predicted model, not a curated record. Gene Ontology annotation, cellular component: cytosol. Gene Ontology annotation, biological process: D-ribose metabolic process. The coding region runs from base 558 to 1316 and encodes 252 amino acids.